Molecule: messenger RNA, 7835 nt
Organism: Sander lucioperca (pikeperch)
Lineage: Eukaryota; Metazoa; Chordata; Actinopteri; Perciformes; Percidae
Gene: nol4la
Product: nucleolar protein 4-like a
Exons: 11
Coding region: 645-2690 (681 amino acids)
Source: RefSeq, a predicted model, not a curated record
ACAUUCAACACAACACAACAGGUGUGAAGAGCAGAAACAUUCCCAGGUGGCGCAUGUUGAUAUGUGGCCACAGGAGCACAAUGUGAGCAUCUUUGCGCUUUUUUUUUUAAAGGGUUGAGCAACCCGUAUCCGAAAAUAGGGUUGGCUGUUAGAAAGUAGGUCGAUAGGAACUGAGAGCGACGUUUGUUUCCACGCUUUUGUCUGUGUUCUUUGUUGUUUAGCGAGGACUGUGGUUUUUUUCAUAGCCUACCCUUUAGUGAAGAGCGUUUUACGCACAGGUGGGAGAUGCCCGCUCAGCGUACUGUAGGACAGCCCCCCUCUCUGCUCCUCAGCGGAUGAUGUGAGGAAGUGACAUUUUUCACCGCUGCGGUUCGGGACAGCACUGCUCCGCUGCAAACAGGUGUGCUACCGUCCGGGUCACUUUUGCUGGGAAACCACGGAGAGGCAGCGUCCCAAAACCAGAACCAAGCCUUCUUGACACGGGACAGCGGGGACCACAGGAGGAGAAUCAACCCGGUCAAGUCUUUAUUAGCCUGGGCUGUUUGAACGGCUUCAGACAGAAAGAUAGAGAGAGAGAGAGAGAGAGAGAGAGAGAGAGAGAGAGAGAGAGAGAGAGAGAGAGAGAGAGAGAGAGAGAGAGAGAGAUGGCAACGAAAAAGGCGUGCGUGGAUGCGCCCAAAAGGAGCCGGAGUCCGGUCGUGUUGGAGGCGGAGAUGUUCAGUGAAUUUCAGGACUGGUGUCUCCGGACUUAUGGAGACUCCGGUAAAACAAAGACCGUCACCCGGCGAAAAUAUAACAAAAUCAUGCAGACACUGUUGCAGAACGACGAGAUGGAUGGCGUUUAUAUCGACAACAGCCACAUCAACGCCAAAUUCAAAUUUUGGGUGAAGUCUAAAGGAUUUCAGGUCGGGACCAACGUGUUGGGAGAGCACAACAAGAAAGGAGCUCCGGGGAAACCCGUCCUAUAUGUCCCGGUCAAGACAACGUGUUCAGAUGGGAAUUCGGCCCAAGACAACUCCUCCCUGAAGCGUGUAGCUGUUGUGGAAGACUUCUUUGACAUCAUCUAUGCCAUGCAUGUGGAGAUGGGUGCAGACCCCGGGAGAGCACCCAAACAUGCAGGCCAAAAGAAGACCUACAAAGCGAUAGCAGAGACCUACGCCUUCCUGCCCAGAGAGGCGGUGACUCGGUUCCUAAUGAGCUGUGGAGAGUGCCAGAAGAGGAUGCACAUCAACCCCAGCACUGCAGAGUUCAAAGAAAAUGACAGACCCACCUCACUGGUCCCAGACCUCAUUGAUUACAACAUGCCUCUUACUGCCACCUACCUGAAACAAAUGAAACUGCAGUGCAUGACUGCCACUGAAAGGGAUGACAGUUCGAUGAGCAGCGAGGACAUGAAUGGCGUUGAGCCUACAUGGGUGGCAGCUGAGCCGCCCCCCAUGCCUGAGCGCAGUCCACCUAACGGAGAGAGGGUCAGCAACCCAACAGCUGCCAUUAAAGAAGAGGACGAUGACGACUCCUCAGAGAGCGGCAGUGCCAACGGGCUGCCGGCCCUGACCUCCCCGGAGGUGCUGGCUGUGGGUGGGAACCCCCCAGAUGGUGGGGCCCCUUACAGGGAGGUGACAGAGAACGGGCUGAGCGCUCCCCUGGACUUUAGCACCACCUCACCCUCGUCCUCCUCAGAGGAUCAGCAGCCGGUCAAUCUGAGCGACAGACUGCUGCAGGCGGGCAGCUCGCCACCAAACUCUUACCCCGCAGACCCCAACAGGAAGUACUCCAUCAAAACAGAGUACACCAACAAGUCCCCUCCUUACAGUUCGGGAAGCUAUGACUCUGUAAAAACUGAACUGAGCAUGAGCGCAGAGGACUUGACCUCUGGUCGGGCACAGAUCAUUGACGACGACGAUGACGAUCAUGACGACCACGAUGACAGUGACAAGAUCAAUGACGCUGAGGGUAUGGACCCUGAGAGACUCAAAGCCUUCAAUAUGUUUGUGCGUCUGUUCGUUGAUGAAAAUCUGGACCGCAUGGUGCCCAUCUCCAAACAGCCCAAGGAGAAGAUCCAGGCCAUCAUCGAGUCCUGUAGCCGCCAGUUCCCAGAGUUCCAGGAGCGCUCCCGCAAGCGCAUCCGCACCUACCUCAAAUCCUGCCGCCGCAUGAAAAAGGGCGGUUUUGAGAUACGACCAACACCUCCUCACCUCACCUCUGCCAUGGCUGAGAACAUCCUCGCUGCUGCCUGUGAGAACGAAACCCGAAAUGCUGCCAAGAGGAUGCGGCUCGAUGUCUACCAACCGGAUGAACCUUCCUCUGUUGACAAGACCAACUCGAAGGACCCGGCCUCUGUGGCCCCGUCCGGGUUCACCAUCUCCAGCGCAGCUUUCGCCCAAGACCAGCUCUACACCAACGGAGGCCUCAACUACAACCUGCGGGGAUACGGGACAGUCGGCAGCAACCAGCAGAACUCUGGUGCUGCACAAACCAACGGUCCCACAGAUCUGAGUAUGAAGGCAAUCACCCCGUCCUCCAGCUCCAACAGUCACGGUCAGGGAGGCGGCGGUGGUGGAGCUUCGGCUCAGCUCAGCCCUCCGGAGGUCACGGCGGUGAGGCAGCUGAUCGCAGGAUACCGGGAGUCUGCUGCCUUCCUGCUGCGCUCAGCAGACGAGCUGGAAAACCUGAUCCUGCAGCAGAACUGAGUCCAAGCCAAACCUUCUCCUAGCCUGUCCAUCUCUGUCGCCCUCGUCAAUCACAUCAGGGCCAGACUUUGCGCAAAGACACAAAUGUCCAUGAGUGAUAGGCCUACUGCAGUGCACUGUGGGUAAUGUAGGUACGGUACCUUUACUUAUUCCCACGUGUUUAUGUAUGUAUGGACAGGCCAGAACAUAUCACAGGCUGAAAAAAUGUUUCUUUAUGCAUUUGGUUCACUUUGACCUUAGUGCCCUGUCAUCUGUAGCCAUUCAUCCCAUUCAGUUCAUUUUACCACUUCAACCUCCAUUCGUCUCAGGAAGCGAUGAUCUAUGUGGAAGAAUGAUCUGCAUUGGUGCACAGGGGAGAACUAGAACCCUAAACUAGCUGUGACCAUAAUGCCACAUUGGCUCGUUUAUGCAGAUGUUUGGGCAAAUUAGUAGUUAAAUAGCAGUGAUUUCGUGUCAUUAAUUUGUUUCUAUUUUUACUCAAGUGUAAACUAUGCUGUACAGUGGCAUCUUUUGAUUUGGUCGUCUAAACGACAACUCUCCAAAUUCACUUCUGUCUCUGGAAAAAUUUGGAGUAUUGCUUUCUAAAAGUCUGCAGAUGAAUCGCUGCUAAAUCCACUGACUUGUUGAUUUACAGCUACUAAAUGUAGAGAAGGGAAAAAUGGGACAGUGUUUGACAGUUUUCAUCUGAAAAGUUUGACAGAUCCGUCAAAACUAUACCUCGGUCCUGCUCUGUUGGAGUGGUUUCCAGAUUCUUAGGCAUGUGGUUACGAAGAAACAAAGACUCAUUACCCAACGUGACUUUAUUUUCAGUUAUUUUAUUAUGGAUAUUUCAUAUAUUCCUCAUUACUUAAAAAGAAAGGAGGCUUUUAAGAAGCCUGGGUAUGCAAAUUGAGGUCACAGACGUCAGGGAAACAAAAGGAGAUUAAUAUAUUGUUUAGACUCUUGGUUUAUAAGCAGUGCUACUGGAAAAGAGAAAAAAGGUGCAAUAUUGAAGAUAAUCAGUAAUGGUGUGCUUACUGAAAUGACUCUGUCAGACUUGCUGAAGCGUUUUAAGGCAAAAAGGUGGAGUACUUUAACACAAUCUCCUCCCGCUGUAACUGUCAAGUUGUAAAAAAAAACAAACUGAAAUGAUAUCCCAUGCAGCAUUGUAGCCAAUUUCAAUGUUGUUGUUUUUUGUGAAUACUGAUCUUUAUCACUAACCUCGUAACUGAGGCACUUUUAUGUAUUGGGAUCAGUCAUUCGUAGUGAUAAGGAAAUGGGACCUGGCAGAAAAAUGAGACUUAAUGUUGCACGUCUUAUUUAUUUAUUUUACUUUAAAGUGAUUUUUUGGGGUCGUUUUGUGAAGGAAUUGUCCUGUGAGUUUUUUUUUCCAAGUUAAAAAGGAGCACAUUGAGCUCACAUGCAUCGGUGUAACCCUAACAUCCACGUGGCUUUACUGGAUGUAGUGUGAGUGUGUGUGGACUGCUCAGACAAAAAAACGCCGUCUGUCUGUAUCACCCCGUCUGACCUCAGCUGUGUCAAAUUCUCUCUCUCAUCUCCAUCAUGUCUGAAAACACACUGUCUGAAAAGAAGCAAGAGACAAUCUUUGAAAAAGAUGUAAUCGCAUCACAGUUUACUCUCCCAGCUGUCUGCUAUGGUGUGUGUGUGUGUGUGUGUGUGUGUGUGUGUGUGUGUGUGUGUGGUCUGAGGGCACACAAGAGUACUCAAAGCAAAUCUAGAGCACAGUCUCACUCACAACAGACACUUUUAAUGGUGAGUCACUUGGCACAAAAACAUGUCGUGUAAGUGUGUGUGUGUGUGUGUGUGUGUGUGUGUUUUGUAUUCCCUUUUCUUUGGUUGGUGUAAGUGUUGGUAUUGACAGUAUGUUAAUUUUCUGUUUGUGUAUAAGUGGAGUGACCCAGUUUGUACGACAUCAAUCUGUGAAGAUUUAAUUCAGAGGCUGAGACAUUCCAAACAAGGACAAUGACUCUUCAAGCAGCCUAAAAGUGGCUCGCACCUUAUUGAUUUGUCAAAGUUUAAAGAGAUAUAUUUCUGUAUUUAUCACAAAUUUUAUCAAAUUCAUCAGUUAUUUAUCACAAAUCAGUCUAUUUCUCACCACCACCACCAGGCCGGUCUAGAGUUGGAUUUACAUGAUAAAUUUAACUUUUUUUUUCUUUAAUUCUCAUGUCAUGAUUGGGCUGCAUUACAUUUACAUUUAAAUAAUAGUUUCUAUUGCAAGUUUGGAAGCACUUUAUAGCUCAGGAUUAAGGUAAAAUAACACAGUGAUUUGAGUUUGUCUUUACCUCAUUUGGAAUAUCAGUUUCAGUUCAAACAUAUUAAGACCUGGUUGUGACAAAGGACAUAAGCAGCGCUCAAUCUGCUUUAUUGAUGAUUAUUAAAAAAAAGCAAAUGGCUUCUUUUUGAAAACCUUGUUAGAGCUCAUCGUGAACUCCUCAGUGGUCCAUAUGAGAGGUGUUUUAUAAAAUAGGCUUAGAAAAGCAGGACUUUUUGUAAAACUCCUGUCUCGAAUUAGCCUAACAAAUGGAACCAGGAUAAAUCUGUUUCAUAAAGCUGGUUUGGACUUAAUGUGAGCAGUCAAAGUCAAGUCAGGUUUAUUUCAUUUCAUCAAGUGUUGCUCAUAUGAACCCACAGAGAAUAAACAUCUGAAUCUGCAGCUCCCCAGUGCUUUCGGGAGCUUUAUAGUGAGUUUCAGCUCAUUGUUGAGCUGUCUGGCUGCUUUGGUUUACUCUCAAUACUCUCAUAAAAGUCAUUUUCAGCAGGCAGCUGUUUUCAGAGAAAAAUCUCUAAAAACCCACUGUGCACUUCUGCUCAGCACAAAACAGAUGACAGACACAAUUAGAGACUAGCUGGUGAAUAUAGUUCAAUGAUAGUGGAGCAUUUAGCAGCGAAAGAGCCUGACAUUUCUGUUGGGAGUUGGUGGAGACCAAAACAGAGUUAAAAGAAGAGGGAAUAUUAGACUUACAUUCACCAGGUGAACAGAAAAACAGCUCACAAUGUUGCUUCAUAACGGCUGGAUAUGUAAAUAGACUUUUUGCUAACAACACAUCAACUUAAAAUGUGAUGAUAAAUAGAUUAAAUGUUGUGUUCACAACUUGUCUCGCUGCCCCCAAGUGGUAAAACAAAAAAUCAGUGUUUGCAGGUUCAAGUUAUCUGUUAGAUUAGGCAUCUUGAGCUCAGAUUUUAAUUGCACAAUUAAGUGCAUUCCAUGUCAGUAUGUGACCUAAAUUUGUUGUUUGAGCGCAUCAGACUCUCCCAGUGCAGCAGUAAAGAGGAAAGCUUUAAGAGAACACCAUGUUUCAGUCUGGCAGAUUCAUUGUGAUACUGUUGAAGCCUGAGCUGAAGCUAAGCCUGACUUAGGUCAGACUUCUCCAACCUCCUUUAUGAAACAGAAUUUCCCAACUGACUGGAACUGGUACUGUUGGUUUGAUGAAGCACCCCUCUGGGCUCAAACAGACGUAAUCAUAGAUGUACGAGGGACCUGAGUCCUCACAUGUCUUCCUCGUCUCUUCCAACAUGCUCGUUUGUCCCUGCAACCAUAGCAGAUAUUCACACUUCACGUCAAACUCAGUGAUGUCAUGCUGUCCCAUCCUCACAACCAAACAUCAGCUUGCAGGUUUGUAAACUGUCUUAAGUCUACGCUGAGCAACAUUUCUGUGGAGUUACUGUGAUCAACGACAACCACUUGUUGUCAUGUUGUUGUUUCUAAUAAUGCCCAAUGGAUUUUCUCUUUGUAUUGACUGGACAAUGUAAUCUAUUGGUGUUGAUUAAAAAUGCCCUGGUAGCUUGUGGAUUGCUAAAGUGGUCAGAUAAAUGUACUGUAUAGCUGUACAAAGAGUGAUAAAAAGAUGUUUUAAACCUUUUUUUCUGUGGGUUCAGCACUGUUAUAAAAAAAAAAAAAUCAAAGUGGUUUUAGCCCUUGCUUGUUUUAACUUAUCAUUUGGUGGUGGUCUGUAUUUCUUCUAUUGUUAUUUAUAUUAUUUCAAUUGUUGCCUCUCCUGCACUGAUACGAGACUGUAGCUCUGUGCAGGAGGUUGUAAUGUAAACCUGUGUGAAGCUUUGUAUCCCCCCCCCCCUCUGGUUUUGGACUCAGUGAAAGUGUGAUGUUUACAUGUACAGUUUUUCAGAAUAGUUUUGCGUUUUAUUCAGGCUAUAUUAUCUUUUCCUCACCUAUACUCCAAAUAUGUGUACAUUUCCCCAGAUAUUUUCCUUUUUGUUGUUUCAUUGCAUCAACGUGCAGACGUGACUUCUUUGACUACUUGGUCACUCGGUCAUGAAGUGUGCCGUGACAGCUGGUUGUGGUCGGCUCGGGGUUGUGGUGGCUUCCAGCAUUUUUUAAAAGGUAAAUCUUAAGUAAAAAGGGAGCUUCACAACUUCUCAAAGUGGACCAGCAAAGAUGUAUUAAGGAUCAACUUUAAUCAACUGCUUAUGAAUACUAUUGUGGCCUAAAUGGAGAUUGGUGGGGGUGUAGGUACAUUUAUUAUACAAUCCUACAUUAAGUGCUCAGAAUCUUUUAAUAUCCCGGCCGUAUUGUCAGGUAAAACUCCUUGUCCUUAACCUGACUGGUACCCUGAAGGGACACUUUGACCUGUUGUUAUAUCUCCUCGGUAACAUAAAAGCCAUUCCCCUCUCCUGGCCUUUUUAAGGGGAACCCAUAAACCUCAGGAAAUACUGAAUCUCCAAGUUUAGUUUUUAUCCACUCAUUUCUUCUGAAAUGAUUUAAAUCUCUUAACGAAAACCAUUAACAUUUAUAUGAGAUGUCUAUUGUUUUGUACAUUUAUCAUUGUGAUUUAAAAGUGGAGCUUUUUCCAGUACCUGUGACUUAAUAUUUUGAUUUUUUCCGAGUGUUUAUAGGUAUGGAUAUUUAUUAUUAUAUGUGAAACAAAAAGACAAAAGAAAAGGUUGAACCUGUUUCAUUUGUAUGUUUCAUGCAAAACUGUCCAGGUGAGAUUCUCUCCGCCUCUUACAUAUCACUGAUGAGGGACCUGUGUUUGUUUGGAAAUAGCGCUUUUUCAGUGUUGCAUCAACGCUAUGAAAAAAAAAACCCAGAAAAAAAACACCAGUGGUUUACCAACAGCAGAGUUGCAAGGCUUUCCUCUUUGCCUGGGAUGUCAGUAACUGAAUAAAAUAGUGCGAUGAGCUAUCUAA